Hemiscyllium ocellatum (epaulette shark) is the source of this 1448-nucleotide messenger RNA. RefSeq names its product angiopoietin-related protein 7-like. The transcript has 5 exons. The record is from RefSeq and is a predicted model, not a curated record. The coding region runs from base 229 to 1275 and encodes 348 amino acids. Lineage: Eukaryota; Metazoa; Chordata; Chondrichthyes; Orectolobiformes; Hemiscylliidae.
UACCAGGAACACUUAAUUCGCAAGUUUCAAUCUUCACUGGAUAAAGUGCACAAGAGGAAUUUCUCUCAACAAUGUGCUUCUCAUUAUUCUGAACUACUAAAACAAAACUUUAAAACACUCUGACAAAGUAGAUCAUUAGUUUUGUUAACGUUUUUGAAAACGUAAUCCAAAGCGGCAAGUGUUUUAAGUCCAAGGACAUAAGACUUUUACAUUAAUUAAAUUGCAAAGAUGACAGUCAAAAUUUUCCUUUGGCUUCUUUCAUUCAUUUUGUUCCUCUGCAUCGUUUCUCCAAGCUACAGCCGGGUUCAGAAAGCACCUCGGAGAAGGGGAACCGCAGGAGGAGUUAAUAUUCUGAAACUCAUGACCUGCUGUGAUGAUCUUAAAGAGCUGAAAAUCCAGGUGGCCAACCUGACUAGCAUUCUGGCUGAGCUUAGUAGGAAACAGGAGACUGACUGGAUAAAUGUAGUCAUGCAAAUGAUGGAAGUGGAAAAUGGCUAUCGGCAGAUGGAAUCUCGUAUUACAGAAGCUGAAGGAAAAUACUCUGAAGUCAACAAUCGGAUAGACAUUAUUCAGCUUCAAGCAGCCCAAACAGUUACACAGACAUCAACAGAUGCCAUCUAUGACUGCACAUCACUAUAUCAGAAGAAUUACCGAAUAUCUGGAGUAUACAAGUUACCUGCCGACGAUUUCCUGGCAACUCCAGAAUUUGAGGUAUACUGUGACAUGGAAACUGAAGGUGGUGGUUGGACUGUUAUACAACGUCGAAAAGUUGGACUAAGCUCUUUCUACCGUGACUGGAAACAGUACAAGCGAGGGUUUGGCAACAUCCGUGGAGACUUCUGGCUGGGCAACGAUCACAUUUUUCGGUUAACGAGGCAGCCAAGUAUACUGAGAAUUGAUAUGGAGGACUGGGAAGGACAUACUUGUUAUGCAGAAUACGACUACUUUUCAAUCAGUGAUGAAUUGAAUAGCUACAAAUUAAUAAUUGGAAAUUACAAUGGAACAGCUGGACGAGAUUCACUCAGAUACCACAAUAAUACUGCCUUCAGUACAAAGGAUAGAGACCAUGACAAGUGUGUGGACAACUGUGUACAUUUCCGCAAAGGUGGUUACUGGUACAACUGUUGCUCAGAUUCUAAUCUGAAUGGAGUUUACUAUCGUCAAGGAGAGCACACUCAAAACUCUGAUGGCAUCACAUGGUAUGGUUGGCGGGGUUCAAGUUACUCACUAAAACAAGUUGAAAUGAAGAUUCGACCUCAAAGCUUCAAGCCCUGAGUACUUGACAAUUUGUGACUUCAUAAAUGGGAAAUUUAACAGUUAGUAAUGCAUUUUCUUACUAAAUUAUGGAUUGAUGGAUUUUUCAAUGCAAAGCUUUUGAGAAAAUCCUUUCAUCCCUCUGCUAAAUCAUUCACACACAAUUAGAUGUCUGAAAAUAAUUACAAAAUUAA